AUGGACACAACUGGGUCACCCAAGGUGCGGCUGCCAGUCAGAUUAGAAGAGGACUCCUUAACCAGAUUAACAGAAAUAAAGAAAAGCAAGGAAGAAGAACUGAAAGACAAUCUCCUUAAGAAAAAUCUAGAUAAAGAAAAAUCCCUGAUAGAGGAGAAGAAGAAGAAAAUAAUUCAAAUAGUAGAGUACAUGGAGGAGAACAACAGCAUUAUGUCAGAUAAGAGCACAAUAGAGAACCAAAGAGACCUGUCUCAUCUCCUUUCCGACUUUGACAUUGACCUAGAGAAAUGUGGAUACUCCAUGAGUUACAGGGAGGUGGAAAAUGAUAAAAAUAUGCUGGAUUCUAUGCUUGGUGAACUUUUGGACGGAGAUAACAUCACUGCUAUAGAAACCAAUUCAUUUCAAUACAGUGAAAAUUCUGUAUUAAUUUUGGAUGCCUUAAAUGAAGAUAUGUGCUGCUUAAUGGCAAAGGAUUCAAAGUACAUUAAACUGGUCAGCAAACAAGGGGAGAAAGAACAUAAAUUCAAAAUUGUUUGUGAUGAUUUUUGUGUAUCAAAUGAGAGUAUCUAUUUCACAACAGAAAAUACCAUUUGCAACCUUUCUCAAUCAGGAUCAGUUUCAAGAGUUUUUAGUACACAUCUUCUAGAACCUAUGAGAAUUUGUAAUUCAGUUAACAAUGGUUGUUUUGUUUCUUUGAUAGACUCUGAAUGCAAAAGUUUUGAUGACAUAGAUUAUAGUUCCCAACGCUUAGUGAGCCACUUGACAUUGACCGGUGAUGUUAUUCACGAGUAUGAGUACCAGCAGGACGGACAAACCAGACUGUUUACAGCACAUUACAGACUCUGUCAGAAUAGCAACUCGGAUAUUUGCGUUGUGAACAUGACAGGGGACAACAAAGGUGAGAUUGUGAAUGUCUCUGUCUCUGGUGAUCUGAGAUCUGUCUACCGUGGGAAAGAGAACUUUUGGCCGACUGACAUUGUGUGUGACUCUUAUUGUAACAUUCUUUUUAUUGAUCACCUUAAAAGCAUCCACUUGCUGAGUCCUGAAGGAAAAUUUUUGAAAUGCCUUUUGACAGAAAAAGAAAUAGAAAACCCAUUAGCAUUGUCACUGUCCAAGUCUACUCUGUGGGUAGGAAAUGAUAAUGGGCUUGUGAAAGUGUUUCAUUAUGAAAAUUGA
This is a messenger RNA of Saccostrea echinata, 1176 nucleotides long. RefSeq lists its product as uncharacterized. The record is from RefSeq and is a predicted model, not a curated record. The transcript is spliced from 2 exons. The coding region runs from base 1 to 1176 and encodes 391 amino acids. NCBI's taxonomy places the organism in Eukaryota, Metazoa, Mollusca, Bivalvia, Ostreida, Ostreidae.